Wasmannia auropunctata (little fire ant) is the source of this 426-nucleotide messenger RNA. RefSeq lists its product as uncharacterized. The coding region runs from base 106 to 426 and encodes 106 amino acids. The record is from RefSeq and is a predicted model, not a curated record. Lineage: Eukaryota; Metazoa; Arthropoda; Insecta; Hymenoptera; Formicidae. Gene Ontology annotation, biological process: fatty-acyl-CoA biosynthetic process; long-chain fatty acid metabolic process. The transcript has 2 exons. Gene Ontology annotation, molecular function: long-chain fatty acid-CoA ligase activity.
AUAAACAUUGUCUCGCACUAAACAAUUUAAUUUAACAAUUAAAUUAUUUUUUUUGUAGAAACACACUGCUACUUGUCAAACAAACUCUACUCCAUUGUUGCAAAGAUGGGAAAGAUAUAUGAGCGUCGUCUCGAACAGCCAACGCCAAAUGCAUCUAUGGGAGAAAUUAUACUGAACAAAUUGCGCGAGAACGGCAAUCGUGUUUAUGCAAUAGAUGGACUAACCGGAAAUCGGAUGACAUAUAGAGAACUACUCCAGAAAAGCGUGAAAUUAGCAAAGUUUUUACAAAAGUUUGGGAUAGAAAUCGGGGACAGAAUUGGCAUCGCAACUGAAAAUCGAUUGAAUUGGUUAAUACCAGUUUACGCGAGUAUUUAUCUCGGUGCUAUAAUUGCACCAUACAGUCCUAUCUACACGGAAUGUAAGUAA